AUGAAGUUUCCUGUUGCUUUCCUCUUUUCUAGUCUUGUUACAUUUCUGAUUCCCCGCACCAUCUGUGCUUCCAAUGAGACCGAUUACGAGGCGUUGUUGCAGUUCAAGUCGAUGAUCACCAAUGAAGAAGCUCUAAGCUCAUGGAACGCUUCCUUUCAUUUCUGUAACUGGAGUGGUGUUUCAUGUGGGAAACGCCACAGAAGAGUAACUGCUUUAGUACUGGAGUCGCAAGGCCUACAAGGCUCAUUGUCUCCUCAUGUAGGCAACCUAAGCUUCCUUGGUGUGUUUUCUCUCAAGAACAACAGCUUUAUUGGAAUGAUUCCUCAUGAACUUGGUCGUCUAUCCAGGCUAAGUGGCCUCCAUCUUGGCUCUAACAUGUUCAACGGAGUCAUCCCAACUAACUUGUCUAGUUGUUCUAACCUUGAAUUGCUUUCACUUUAUGACAACAUGCUAGUUGGGAGCAUACCCAAAGAGUUCAGAUUCCUCUCCAAACUUACUUCUAUUCUAAUUGAUACUAAUAAGUUAACAGGUGGAAUCCCGUCCGCGUUGGGGAACAUAACAUCACUGGAUACUUUCUCUGCUGCUGACAAUCCAUUUGGUGGAAGCAUUCCAGACACCUUAGGUCGUUUGAAAAGCUUAAGAAUAUUUUACUGUGCUUACAGGAAGCCUUCCCUCGGCCUUAGGUGCAAUGCUCCCUCAUCUUCUAUCACUUCAAAUACGGGAUAA
Messenger RNA from Lactuca saligna, 726 nucleotides. Lineage: Eukaryota; Viridiplantae; Streptophyta; Magnoliopsida; Asterales; Asteraceae. The record is from the annotation of a GenBank genome assembly.